AUGAUUGCUGCAUUGCGCUCGCUGAGGCGUGGUGUGCUUUUCAGCCAGUCAUGCACACAUCAUAGAACACCAAACCCCCAUAGUUCCCGGCUUGUACGGCCUCGCACUGCAUCCCAAUUGGCCCACAAGAAGCCCCCUUCCGUCGCUGUUCCAUACACGUCUCCAUCACUCCUCUCACUCUGGGCCCAGCGCAUGAGAACCCAGCCAACCUUCCUGUUCCAUUCUGCUGCCUCCCUCGUCCAAAUCUACAAGCGUCAACUAAACGAUGGCGCCCUCCUACUCAAUCUUGGCCGGAGCCUGCGUGAUCCGGCAGCUAUUCGCGCGGCAUAUCCAAUCUACAUCAAAGCCGCUCGCCUCCUGAUUCCAGAACUCGUACGGCAAGGUGACAAAACGCCCUUUCACCACAUUGAGAGUUGCAUGUCGUACCUCGGUCCGUCCAUGGACAUCCUCUCAUCUAGUGGCCAUCCCGAAGAUAAAGACAUGCUGGAAACAAUUCUCGAGGAUUUUGAUUCCUUCUGGUGGACCGCGUACCAGUUUCACGUAGACAUCUCCUCCGACGUCCACAACGGAAAUGAGUGGCAACGUCCCAUCAGCCAGCUCGUUCGUUUUGGAAGACGAGAGAAAGCUAUCCAAGUUUUGCUCCGCAUCGAAACCAUCCGAGAAGCUCGGAAACACUCUCAGCAGAAGGGCGUACUCAACAGCAAUAUGCGACCGUGUUGGCGGGUUGUCACGCGCAGUUAUCUCGAGGAACACGACUUCCAAGGUAUUCAAACACUCCUAGAAACAAUAUCAUCCGGUCCCUCAAAGUCAAUCAGCUUUGCCACGCAAGCUGAAGUGCUGAUCUGGUUGUGCGAUCAUCCCGAUGCUCCCCAAGUAUACCUCGACAGAUAUGCUCGAGCGCUAUUUGAACACCAAAGCCAGCUAACGAAUACCCAACGUGCAGUACUGCUGCGUGUCUGCAUCCGUCUAGGUUGGUGGGAUGUGGCCGAUCGACAAGCGCGACAUCUUCUCUAUAUGGUGGACGACAAAGGCUUCCAAUCACCGGGCAAGACCAACAGUUUGCCUUGGGAUACGCUCGUUCUAUAUGCUAUCCGGCGUCACGAUCUCAGUUCGGCCUGGACGAACUUAAAGAGGAUGACCCAAUGCGGCCACAUAGUGCGUCCAGGGACCCUUCAAGCGCUCGUCAAAUUGGAUCGGGAACAUGAGGCCGACUUGGGAGCACUCAAACAGUUAAGACUCGCAGACGGGGCGCCACUGGAUCAACAAAGAAGCCAAGACGACGAACUUCUGGACUCAGAUGCCUUUCUGCUAGAUGAUCAUGCAGACAAAGUCAAAGUACGAAGAAAAGCUGCCUUGAAAGUGAUAUAUCGUGCUCUUGUGAAGAACGAAGACAAUACCAACAGAGCGAUUGAUGUGUACGAUCGGGCGAGAACUCAGGGUCUUGCACCACAUGUUGACCUGCUUUUGCCCAUCGUAGCACGGCUUUGCUCCAAGAAAGAGUUGGAGAAAGGGGGGUUCGACAUAGCGAUGACACUUUUCAAAGAGCUGGCGGCGGCGCAUCCGCCACCCGAAGUUGCACAUCAAAGCCAUACAGAGCAUGGUCCCCAAAAGGAAGGAGGCCCUUCAUCUUCCCUUGUAACUCUUCUUUUGGAAUCACUUAUCACCAAACCGGACUUAGAACACGCUCGAGCUCUCUUCAGCGAACGGUCAAAAAGGGAGCUCCUGGUACGCGAUGGUUUAGCGAACGAGGUUCUGGAAUCGUGCAUUUCGCAAGCGCGUGACCACGCACAAGGGUUCGAGUACAUGAAGAUCGGCAUCGACUCAUUCAAGGGAAGCUUUCUACGAGUAGACCUCUGGCGAUACUGGCUUGAGACCACGUAUCCAGAGUCAAACUCAAUAGUUCCUUCUGCAGAUCUCGUGCUCGCUGCCCUACCCUUCGUAGGUGCCGACAAUAAUCUCGACUUUGACCUCUCAUCGCGGGUCUACAGCGCUCUGCGACGGUAUCACUUGCUUGCUAGGCAUAUCUGGGUGACGCAUGGCACAACCGAAUUGGGCAAGAAACUCCUAGGGCAGGUGCAUCGCUCAGUGAAGACCUUCCACAAGAUGAUCAACACUUCCCAUUUACCUCAAUCGCCGUUGUACCACAGCAGCUUCCGGACUCCCUACCAGGUGUCAAUUGCCUACUCCUAUCUGAUGAACUGUUACAACGAGCUGGGACAGCCUGAGGUAUCCCUGAAAAUCUUUGACAUGCUCUGGCAGAAGCGACUAAUCGAAACGUACAUCCUUUUCCACACAUUUCGAGCCUGCCAGCUACUGGGCGAGUGGCGGCUAGCCAUCGGCGUCUGGACCCGCGUCCAAAUCGCCAUAGAAAACAACGAGUUCCAGAGCCUUCUUACCCCAAGGAUGACCAAAUUCAUGUUCGAUCAGUUUUGUGCCGCUCUAGCUCCAGCGAAUAUGGUACUCCGUUCAGCAGCGGAUACGGUGCAGCAAAACAUAGUCAACGGAAGGGCUUUCACCCAGCGCUCUAGGUUCUUGAAGAUGGACCAAGAAACGGCUUUGUACGUCCUGAAACUGGUGGACGAAGUGGUCCCCGACCGCGGAAGAGAGAUCUUGGAGAAGAGUUUCAAGGACCACUUGACGACGGUGUUCAUUAGCCUUCUUCAGCACCGCUUGCUGAAGUACUGGACCAUUCACGAAGGAAAGGCAGAGCCGGUGUUUGUCCGACCGCCAGAAGUCGUCCGAGAACCGCAGAGAAAGCAGCUCGCGUCACGACCGUCCACACAAGAUGCACCGUUCACCCCCGGAUCAGACUCUACGUCGGACCAACAGCAUACGUGGACGGAACAAAGUGCAGCAAUAGAGGAGAUUCGGGAAAAGAAACCGCAGAUGAGAGGAUGGGAAAAAUUCUUGGGGCCUUACAAGUCAGAAGAAGGGAUUGGGUCCGGGGACACUGGCCAGUCAGAAACAGCGCCGUCUGCUCACACACCUGAAUCAAACUUGGAUACUGCGUCGGCGGAGGCGAGCAGUCAUAUUGCUGAGGAAGGAAACGGCAAGGGCCGAUUCGAGGACGAUGUGGAAGAAGCCGUAGAUGACCCGGUAAACCUCGCCGUGCCCAUGCUGCGACCGGUGGCAGAGUCAGAGGCGAGCGUGGAGUUCCACUGGAAGCCCAAAGAGACCAAUCUAGAUGAACAAGAAGGUACCCCUCGCACACUGGGAAGGAAGAAGCGGACGAUAGGUGAGAUUGCGAGAGCCUUGGAGGUCUUAUGAGAAGCUCGAAAACGUCAGGGGCAAGUCGGAACAACCUGCUACGAAUCGGGCUGGGGUCGUUUGUUUAUUAUUAGCGUGUCUAAUUCAUGAGGAGGCUUAGGGAGCAGAAUAAUCA
Molecule: messenger RNA, 3382 nt
Organism: Dacryopinax primogenitus
Lineage: Eukaryota; Fungi; Basidiomycota; Dacrymycetes; Dacrymycetales; Dacrymycetaceae
Exons: 1
Coding region: 1-3267 (1088 amino acids)
Source: RefSeq, a predicted model, not a curated record